AUGCUCAAAUAUGUAGCUCUUCUUGCCCUCCUGGCUGUCACCAGCUUCGCCGCCGAGUUCAAAUCGAUCGGCUACAAGACUUGUGGUCAGUUUGAAGCAUACCGGGAGUUUCAAACUUCGAGGGCUUCGGAGUCGAUUUAGAGAAUAGUAAACUCGAAAUUCUUAGUGCAACUAUCAAAAUAUUACAAAGAUAAGACCAAAAUUACUUCCCUCCUGGAUUAAAUUUCAAAAUAUAACUUUCCUUUCAGCCUCCGAAUCGACGAUUGUCGAUGUCAAGAGCGAUCUGUGCGAGUUGGUUGAGAAAAACGGAAGGAAAGUCUGUCUUUUCCAGCAAGGGACCUCCCCCAACAUCCGCAUCACCUUUGAGCCUAGUUUGGGGAUUUUCAUACUUUUUUUUAAACUUUUAAGUUAAGAGAAGAACUUUAAAAGCCUGAAGAGCUACAUCCGCGCCAAGAUCGGUCAAGGAGCCAUGGUCGAGUUCCCGCAGAGCGACACCAACGCUUGCAAUCGAGGUUUUUCGUUCAUUUCGUAUUUGAUUUGAUCUUUUUUUAUAUUGAUAAGAUCUCACUGAAUGCAAUUUUUCACGAAUAUAAUAAGUCAAGUUCCAUUAUCAUCAUAAUAUUAACAAUACUAAAGAAGGGAAGCUAAAAAUUUUGAAAACUCUGGAGGAUUGGGUGAUAACUGUUUUUUUCGAUUGAGCAGGAAAGCGCCUUCAAAAAAAGAAAAAAAUUUAAAAAAAUUUAAAAAAACCUUUCUUUUUUUCUUCAAAAUUUACAGCAUAGAGGGUUGUAAUCUUUGUCACAAGUUCCUUACUUGUCUCAAAAGAAAGCUAUAUUUUAACUUUCAGCAACGAUAUUGAGACGGGAAAAAUAAAGUAUCUCGAAGAAAAAAAAUGAAAAAAAUGAGGAAAUUUAAGAAGAAAAAAACAGGAGUAAAGAUAGUUGAUUAUUGAUGAGAAGAAAUUAUAGGAAGAUCAGUUUUAAAAAAGAUCUACGUGCUGAGGUCGACCAAAGUAUAAAUUUCAAAAAAAAAGGGUCCAUUUUCCAAAGUUUUAUACACCUUUUUAAUUCAAUGUUCAAGCUUUAUCUGAAGGAUGGCUUACUCCGAUUUUUAAAAGCAUUUUUUUCCUUAGCAUACAGCUUUUGCAGGACCAAAAUGCCCCCUGAAGGCCGGUGAGAAACAAACCUACGAACAGGAAAUCCACAUUGCCAGUCAUUACCCAGUGGUUUGAAAAUUUUGAAACUCCGAAAAAAUCAAAAAAUUCAGGGAGAACAGGUCCAGGUCAACUGGCAAUUGGUCACCGACGACGCCGACGCCGAGAAAGUCGUCUGCUUUAUUUUCAUCGCCGAGAUGAAGAAAUAG
Caenorhabditis auriculariae is the source of this 1362-nucleotide messenger RNA. Lineage: Eukaryota; Metazoa; Nematoda; Chromadorea; Rhabditida; Rhabditidae. The record is from the annotation of a GenBank genome assembly.